This is a messenger RNA of Mixia osmundae IAM 14324, 1893 nucleotides long. RefSeq lists its product as uncharacterized. Gene Ontology annotation, molecular function: hydrolase activity; carboxy-lyase activity. The coding region runs from base 1 to 1893 and encodes 630 amino acids. Gene Ontology annotation, cellular component: cytoplasm. Gene Ontology annotation, biological process: secondary metabolic process. The transcript has 4 exons. The record is from RefSeq and is a predicted model, not a curated record. NCBI's taxonomy places the organism in Eukaryota, Fungi, Basidiomycota, Mixiomycetes, Mixiales, Mixiaceae.
AUGAUGGAAGAUGUCUCAAGGUGGUCACGAGAUGUGCAGAGACAGACAGCAGACUCGCCGAGGCCACCAGCACCUAUUCGAGCAAUAUCGAGCGAGCCCAGCGACGAGGCGACCGCGAGACCGUCACUCGAGCAAGAUGGAGCCCUGACAGACCGCGCACUGGCCAUAGACACCUCUCCCGACAAGCCUGCACAUUCAGACGUCCUUCAGUCACGCAUACAUACCCUUCUGCACAGUCAGAGCUCAGCCUCGACAAAGUUGGCAGACUUGCAUGCUGUCAGCAUGCUCGACUCGCCCUCGUCCAGACUCACCUCGCACUUCCGCACCGUCAACGUCUCAGACAACGCGAGACGAUACGCGCAUAUGGCGUCUGCUCGGGUGGCUAAGCAACCGGGCCGACAGGAAGCAGACGCUCGUCAUGUGCGCGUCGACAUCCAGUCCAUCGUAGAUCCACCGUCUUUGCUCAAACUCUUGCGAGGCCGGCGGAAGAUGCAUCUAGAUGAUCAUGCACGUGGAGGAAUGCAAGACGAAGAGCGCUGCUUUCCGCGCAUACAGCGCUUAGCCAAUGGCGCAGAAAUCAUAGAAUACGGCAAUGGUCUAGAGCGAAAUAUCGAUGCUACUGGUUGGAACAGGAAGAACAAGCUGGCUUUCAUGGACACCCACGGCAUCGACAUUUCUGUCGUCUCGCCUUCGUCAUGCAGACUGGACUUUUUAGACGCGCAAGACGCCAUUCAGGCCGCAACAGACAUCAACGCGGAAUUGCUGCAGUACUGUCAAGGGCCGGUCGAGACGACCUCUGUGCCAAAGAUCGGUGACAAGCCUGAAAUCGUCAUGUCCGAUAGGCCAGAGAGUGCAAUGCUCGGCGCCCGUACGCAGAGCUCGAGUACGCAGUCUGCAGACAUGUCUGGCAUCCUCUCGCCUUCGAUUUGGUCCACAGGGAUGGACGAGACCUUCAAGCCCUUUGCAGAGCGCCGUCUGUACGCGUUCCUAGCGCUGCCCCUUACAAGGUCAAUAACGAGCGAUGAUCUGACCGGCUUUCUCGAUUCGAGCGAAGCAUCUGAGCUUUAUUCUCGUGGCUACGCUAUUCCGACUGUCGGGCUAGGCAGAGGCUUAGCCGACCCUGCCCUCGAGCCGCUAUGGGCAAAACUUGACGACCAAGGGACGCCUGUGCUCAUUCAACCUUCUGGUCGAUGCCACUGGAAUGUUCAGUUCCGCCGGGAUAUCGCAUCGCACCCACAGCCUGGCAAGCCACCGCGGCGUGAUCAUAUCGCAGAUGCACAGUUUCUGGAUCACGAGUCGAAUGACGACGACCGGACCGUUGACGCGCUCUCUAGUGCCUAUUCGGAGGCAUUCGAAAUGACCGUGACUUUAUCUGAACUGAUUCUUUCCGGCAUCAUGGACCGAUACCCGAGUCUCAAGAUCAUUUUUUCACAAGCUGGCGGUGUCUUGCCCCUGCUCGCUGUCCGCUUACAUGCCGCGCUUGGCAGACACGACGAUUUGCGCCACAGGCUGGAGAAUGACGUGCGGUGGUACUUGGGGAGGUUCUUCUACGAUACUGCUGAUUGCGGUCCCGAAGAGCUUGCCUACAUAGAGGAAGUGAUCUCCAACUCGCCACAGUAUGAAGGCAAGGAGGAAGAUCUGCCCUUUGUCGAUCGAGUGAACGAGCGUGCCGACUUUGAUCCAAUGGACCAGCGACUGGGUCCCUCUCGCAUACUUUUCGGCACGCGACAUCCGUAUCACCCCCCUUCCUCCCCAGAUGACCUGAUCAAUGGGAGGUGGCCCAUCGUCAAUCAGAGCAUCUCUGCUAUCAAGCGGCUGCAGACAUGGGAUGAUGACGCCAAAGCCGCCGUCUUUGGCUUCACCAGCCUCGAGCUGCUGGAUCUCGUGUUCUAG